AUGGGCGCUGGAGCGUCUGUGCCGAGCGACUCGAAUGGAUCGAUGCGUCUGCAGACGCCAUCCCGGAUCGUCACGGCGUUCCUGAACCUGGCCAACAAGCCGCACCACGCACCGUUGGUGGCUGCCAAGACACAAUGGAAAAUUGCACAACCGUUUCCUGUCGGCAAUGGAGAGGUGUCUACGAAUGAGCAGGAACUGCUGCACGUGCUGCAUGACCCCGUGGGGCAGAAACACAUUGGUACUUUCGCCAAAAAGAUCAUGACGUCCGAGUCCUUCUUCUGCUGGGUCGAGAUUAAGGAAUUCAGGGAAGCUCCAUCUAUUGGCUACCGCAAAUCGAUGGCCAAACUCAUCUACCGCAAGUACAUCAAGAACGGGUCAACCAUGGCGCUCGGCAGUAUCACUUCCGAUCUUAUUGCUCUCUACGACAAAAAGAUUGCAGAGUUGGAAGAAAAUCACGGCUCGAGCGCGACAGUCGACUUUUUCGAUCCUCUCAUGGCCAACAUCGUGAACGAUAUGUGUCAAAACACGUUCUUGCGGUUUAAGUCCUCACCGGAGUACGAGGCGUAUAAGAAAGACUUGAAGGAUACAUACAAUAAGGUCACAAUCGAAGACUUUGAGUACCUGGAGCUACUGGGCAGCGGUGGUUUUGGUCGUGUCGUUCAUGCACGCAAGAAGUCGACCGGCAAGCACUACGCUAUGAAGAUCCAACUAAAGACUGGUCUGUUGGACGAGCACCACGAUCAGCUAAGCCAAAUAACUUCAGAGAAGGACAUUUUGCAGAUCUGCCACAACCCGUUUGUCCUAGACAUGCACUACAGUUUUCAGACUCCAGCACACGCCAUAAUCGUGACAGAGCUUGUGCGCGGAGGAGACUUGGGCGACGCGCUCAAGUCGUCACGAGAUGGCUAUAUCCACGAGGAUCGAGUUCGACUUUAUGCAGCCGAAAUCGGUCUAGCACUCAACCACAUGCACGAAUUGGGGCUUAUUUAUCGAGACUUGAAGCCUGGCAACGUGCUGCUUGGGGAAGAUGGACACGUAAUUCUUGCUGACAUGGGACUUGCAGCAGGGUUCGACCCACUGAAGCUGAAGAAAGAAGAGUCUGGGGACUAUCGGUAUACGCCAAUGCAGCCGAAACUCACGCGCCGGAAAACAACUGUCGGUACGCGAGGCUACAUGGCACCCGAGAUCAUAUCCGGUAAGCUAGUGAAACGUGACCAGCGUCCGGGAUACACAUUUGCAGUGGAUUUCUGGUCUCUCGGAGUCACGCUGUUCGAGUUGAUGUGUGGAUUCCAGCCAUUUAGCAUGCAUUCGAGCGGUAACUUCUUCCAAGAAGUGGCAAAUGAGGAGAUCUUCCGACUAUCUCCACGGACCCAACACAAGAUAGAGCUCCAAAAAAUGACACAGGGCGUGACAUUCCCUUUGCAUCUUACGCGAAACGCACAAGAAUUCUUAAAACGCUUGCUGGAGGUGUCAACGGAGCAUCGACUAGGCUGCAACCCUGAAAAGGGAUUCGCUGAGUUUAUGGAGCACUCAUUCUUCGAAACGGUUGACUGGGAAAAACUUAUGAUGAAGCACAUUGAUCCCAAGUUCAAACCUGCCCUGCCACUAUUGAGUGACAAGAAGAUUUACAAUUCGUACGAGCAUAUGAUGUCACACUUUGAUAUGCGGGACAAGGACUUCAUUCGACACGACUGGUACGCUGACCCAGACCCUGAAAUGCAAAAACAUUUUGAUACUUGGGACUACAUUUCGCAGUACACGCUACGAGCCGAGCUGGGUAUCGCCAAGGAGCUCGAUGAGACAAACAUCCCAUACAAGGUGCUGCAGCUUACGGGCGAGGACAGCAAGGCAAAGUUCACGGCGAACAAAUAG
Phytophthora infestans T30-4 is the source of this 1872-nucleotide messenger RNA. RefSeq names its product protein kinase, putative. Gene Ontology annotation, molecular function: ATP binding; protein serine/threonine kinase activity. Gene Ontology annotation, biological process: protein phosphorylation. NCBI's taxonomy places the organism in Eukaryota, Oomycota, Peronosporomycetes, Peronosporales, Peronosporaceae. The coding region runs from base 1 to 1872 and encodes 623 amino acids. The transcript is spliced from 4 exons. The record is from RefSeq and is a predicted model, not a curated record.